This is a messenger RNA of Tetrahymena thermophila SB210, 3081 nucleotides long. Its product is annotated as transmembrane protein, putative. The record is from RefSeq and is a predicted model, not a curated record. Lineage: Eukaryota; Ciliophora; Oligohymenophorea; Hymenostomatida; Tetrahymenidae. Gene Ontology annotation, biological process: reciprocal meiotic recombination. Gene Ontology annotation, molecular function: double-stranded DNA binding. The transcript has 10 exons. Gene Ontology annotation, cellular component: nucleus.
AUGAAUAUUUUGGAAAAAGCUGACAUCUUUGGAAUUCAAAUAGGAUUAAAUUAUAAAUAAGAUAAUGUGUAUAAAACAGCUUUUGGUGGACUCACUACUUUAGUAUUCAUUGCGAUGAUGACCAUAUUUUUUUUCAACUAAGUUGUGACUCUUAUUUAGAAAUCUUAAGUUAACUACACUACUUCUCCAUCAGUUGAAACAGAACCUGGCAUCAUCGAAUUAGAUACUAACAAAUAUAUGAUAGCUGUAAAAAUAGAUUAAGAUGAUUUUAUAAGUAGACCAUAUUAUAAUUUGACAUUUGAGCAAAGACACUAUAUAAGAUAUGAAAAUGGCACUUACAUUUAGAAUAAAACUCCUAUAUAACUUGAACCUUGUACAUGGGAUCACUUUAAAGGACUUCCUAAUUUACAAUAUGAUUGGCAGAAAGCUUACGAUUUAUAAAAUCUUGACGAUUUUUUGUGCUUAUAGAGAAAUUAAACUUACCUUAUAGGAGGAAAAUUCGAAAAUAAAGAUUUUUACCACCUGAAAUUCUUAGUCACAUAAUGCAAGAAUUCGACUGAUACUACCAGAAAAUGGAAACCAGUUUGUAAGACGUCUUAGGAAAUCAAAGACAAGUAAAAUGAUGAAGACACAAGAAUUGAUUUUUUAUUUACAAAUUACAAUUUGAAUCCAGAAUAACCUGAUAGUACAUCUCAGAUAUAUUUAGAAAGCAUGUUUUUUACAUUCUAGCCUCACUAUAUGUACUCUACAGCCAACAUAUUUAUUACUUAGAAAACUAUGACAACCGAUAACAGCUUGUUUCCUUUCGAAGAUAACUCUGAUGAAAUAUUUCCUAUUUACAAUAAUGGUGAUUACAAGUAGCAAUAUUCGGUGGGAGAUUAUCAGAAAUAUAGCGAGAUAUUUUUCCUUCGUAGCAAUUUUAAUACAUAGAUUAAUAGAGCAUAUCAAAAAAUUGAUUAAGUUAUAAGUUACAUUGGUGGAUUCUGUCAAAUGUUUUUGCUUUUGUUUGCAUUUGUAGUCAGAACUUACAAUUCUUAUCACUAUUAAUUUGAGUUAAUAAACAAGCUUUAUGAUUUUGAUUUGAAUGAGAUAUAAAAUGAUAAUGAUUAGCACCCUAAUAAAACGAAUCCAACAAAAUAGAGAAGAACAUCUAGCUUUUAAGCAAAACAUAAUUGUAAGAUUAAUCCAAUAGAGUCUUCAAAUUAGAUAGAUGCCAACUAAUAGUAUAAGAUAAAAGCUUAAAAAAUUGAUAAAAGCGCCUUUUAGACUGAAGGUCACCACCAAAAUUUAAGAUACUCAAUAAUUGAUUUAAGUCCAUGCAAAUUAGCUCAAAGCUAAUAGUUUGAAUAAGAGAUAUCUAAAAAUUUUGAGAAGAACGAAAGAACAAUAAACAACGAUCAAAAUUAUUAAUCUAAAAUACUCAGAGAGAACAUAAGCCCAACUUAAUCAAGAGCUUCUCCAAUGAAAAGAAUUAAUCUAGAAAAACUUUAAUUUUCUACUUAGUAAUCCGCAUCCGUUUUACCUUUAAAUUACACUUCAAGCUAAGAAAGAAAUAAUCCUUAUGGCGAUGAACCAAAAAGACGCAAGCAAAAAACUUUAUUAAAUAAAAGCGUAGUUAAAGAAUAAGAGUCAAACAUUUCAAAGUCUUUAUAAAAUCUAUAGCAAUAACAAACAAAUUAAAAUGAUCACUUAGAAAACUAUGCAAAGACCCCAUAUUAAAAUGAAGAGAAUGAUUACAAUAAUAAUAUUAAUGCUUUUAAUGAGGGUGAAUACUUUAACUAGGCCUUAUAAAUUACAAGUGAGUAAGCCUUGAAAAUUAAAAAAGGAGUUAAAUUUUACAAUGCUUAGCAAUUUUUAGAAAGAGAAAUAACAAAUUACGUCAAAAAAGAGAAUCCUAUGAAGUUAAGUUUAUAGUAUUUUAUCAAUUCUAUUACAUUUGGGAAAUUUUGUAACACACCAGUUGUUCAGAUUUUAAAUAAGGCGAAUGACAUGCUUUCAAAGGAUAUUGAUAUUUAUGAAUUGAUAAGAAGCAUUAAAGAAUUAGAUAAACUCAAAAAACUCCUUUUAAAUAAAGAACAAGAAUCACUCUUUAAUUUCUUCCCUAAACCUGUCAUAUCUCUAAAAGAAGAUGAUGCAAUACCUAAGAUUGAUUAUUUAAAAAGGUCAUAAACGAAUAACAAAGUAACUUUUAACAAGUUGAUCUACUAAUAAAAAGUUACAUCAUUUAAAUAAAUUGCUUUAGUAAUUAAAGCAAUCAAUCGUUUUAAAAUGAACCUCAAAAGAAAUCAACAUUCAUAGAUUAAAAAAUUGUAUGAUGCCUAUGUAAAGAUCAUUCAUACAAAUGAUCCAAAUAGUUCUUAAGCUGAAAUUAAUGAAAGACUUAUUGAAUUGCUAGGAAAAGAUCUUGUUAAAAUCUUUGAAGCUACAAGAAGAAUAUAUGUGAAAACCGAAGAGCAAAUUUACAGAGAAACUAUGUUAGCCAUCUAAUAAAAUUAGAAUGGUGAAUAUUAUAAUUAAAAUUACAAAGAAGAUGUUUCUCCUAUUGGAAAAUAAAUUAUGAGAAAACCAUAUUUUGAUAAUCAGGUUAGCUCUUCUAAUUCUGAAAGUAAGAAAUAAGAGGACGAGGAGCAAUAAAUAGCUCAUAAAAACCAAUAAGUAGAUGAAAAUGUUUAAGUGGAAGAAUAAGGUUUAAUAGAAGAAAAAAUUAUUGAUUUACAUGCUUAGUAAUAACAGCAGAUGCAAACUGAUUAAAAUAUUUCUGUAUUAAAUGCAACCUCUCUGCCUUUUAUAAAUAAUUUUGGUAAUGCAGAAUAGACAAGCAUAGUGAACAUUAAUAACAAUGAAAAAAAAAAUGAAACUGAAAUAUAUUAAUAAGAUAUAUAAGAGGAGGAGGAAUUUAAUGUAUACUAAUCUUAUAGCCUAAAUAAAAAUGUAAAUUCGAAUAUAUAAGAUGAUUAAAAUUAAAUGAAUAUCUCUUCUUUUUAGAUUGAAUAAAAUAAUACUCCAGUUCAAAUUAUUUAAAAAGCAAAGGCAAAGAAAAAUAACUAUGUAAAAUCACCAAAAUCAAAAAAAUAAAAAUGA